AUGGCCGAGACACCCAGGGCCCCGGAUCUCGGAUCGCUCACGAAGAAGAAGCGCGAGCGGGUGUCGUCGCGCGAGCAGCGCACGGCGCUCGUGAUCGGGGGCAUGGGAUCAUUCGGCGCGGGGAUCGUGAACGAGCACGUCGAGCAGGGGCGGCCCGUCCGGGCGCUGGUGCGCGACGUGCCGGAGGCCGUGCGCCGGUUCGGGAGCUACACCAAGGCGAACUUCCACGAGGGUGACGUCUUCGACCCGGAUUCGCUCCGCGAGGCGGCCCGCGGGUGCUCGGUGAUCUACCACGCCGUGGGCUUCCCGAUGAGCAAGCAGGACCCGGCGAUGCGGGUGGCGACGGAGAACAUCGUCGCCUGCGCGAAAGAGGCGGGCGCGGCGAUCGUCUUCCCGGGCAACGUGUGGAGCUUCGGCCCGCAGCACGGCUCGCGUCUGGCGGAGAUCGCCGAGACGCACCCGGACUCGAAGAAGGGGCGGCUCCGGCUCGAGCUGGAGGAGCGCCUCCGCGAGGCGACGAAGCGGGGCGACGCGCGGGUGCUGAUCGUGCGAUCGGGUGACCUCUUCGGGCCGACGGUGCGGAACGCAUACCACGACGGGAUCUUCAAAUCCGCGAUGGAGGGCAAGGGCCUGCUCGCGCUGGGCUCGCUCGACGCGCCGCACCAGUUCGCGUACGUGCCGGACCUGGCCCGGGUGUGCAUCAAGCUCAGCGACGCGAUCGAGCGGCUCGUGCCCUUCGAGACGUUCCACUUCGCGGGGCACACGUUCGAGCGGCAGCAGGACUUUUACGGCAAGGUCAUCGAGUGCGCCGAGGACGACUCGCUCAAGGUGAAGAAGUCGUCCUGGCUCGCGCUGCGCGGGGCGGGGCUCGUGAACAAGGAUCUCAAGGAGCUGAUCGAGCUGAAAUACCUCUGGGAGGAGGGCGUGCUGCUCGACGACACGCGGCUGCGGCGCGUGUGGCCGAAGUUCGCGCUCACGCCGAUCGAGCCGGCGAUCGCCCGGACGCUCGCGUCGUACCGCUGA
This is a messenger RNA of Symbiodinium necroappetens, 1023 nucleotides long. The record is from the annotation of a GenBank genome assembly. NCBI's taxonomy places the organism in Eukaryota, Dinophyceae, Suessiales, Symbiodiniaceae.